Messenger RNA from Bursaphelenchus okinawaensis, 4494 nucleotides. Lineage: Eukaryota; Metazoa; Nematoda; Chromadorea; Rhabditida; Aphelenchoididae. The record is from the annotation of a GenBank genome assembly.
AUGAGUUCUGAUAUCUUCCUGCUAAUUCUCCUAGUUGUGGGAUGUGUUCGCAGUUGCAAGUAAGUUAAGACAAAAAAUUACUGAAUAUUAAUCGACUACAAUAAACAAAAACUUUGUUUCCAGAAUCAACCCAGAAACGGCGUUCCGAACAUGUUCAUGUAAUCCAGUAGGAAAGAACUUGAUCGAAGUAAAAUGUGUAAAUCAAGAUUGGGACAGAAUUCCCAGUCUACAGAGGAUUCUACCUUUAGAAGACCGUAGCCAUGUAAAUAUCUCUAAACUCGACAUCGAGAAAAGCAGCGUUUCACUUAUCAGUUCGGACACAUUCAAAAACCACUCAAUACAGACCUUGACCUUGUCAAACAACAGGAUAGGCACGUUGAAUGUGAAUGCAUUUAGAGGUCUAGAAGAAUCUCUACAAGAACUUGAUCUACAGAACAACCACUUAACUAUAUUUCCAUUUUGGGCAUUUACAUUUCUACGUAACCUGAUAACGCUGAAACUACAUAACAAUCAAAUCAAUGAUCUCGGUGCCAACCUGUCAAAAGAAAACCAGCUUAAGCGUCUUAAAGUAAUGCAUCUUGAUGGGAACGACGUAAGUGUCACACUCAAUAACAAUUUAAGUAUAAAUUGUUUUAGAUAUCGCAAAUUGGACCUCACUCCCUAUCAGGAUUUCCAAUCAAUGUUUUGACUUUGUCUUCUAACCAAAUCCGUCAAUUAGACCACAGUAGUCUACCGUACACACUUUCCAUUCUAGAUUUGUCAAAGAACCUAUUGGACAAAGUAAGUUGCAUAUGAUCACGUAACUGGCUUUACAUAUAUUAUAAUUCACGUCUUUCAGAUUCCGCUAAAGUCUCUAAAAGACCUCCAGCUUCUCACACAACUUGAUCUACACGAAAACAGAAUCCGAGAUGUCGUCUCAACUUCUGACGUCGAAUUCAAGAACUCCAUCAAAAUAAACUUGGCCAGUAAUCUUAUUUCAAAACUGACAAGCGACAGUUUCAAAUCUUUCAAACGUAUAAGCGAACUAGAUCUGGGCAUGAACAAGGUACGUCAUAAAUUGACAAAAAAAAACCGCUUUAGAUCACGACCGUCAAUGAACAUGCCUUCCGUGGUGUUGAAAAGUUGGAAAAGAUUUCGCUUGCAUUCAACCACAUCGAAUCAUUACCUCCAAAUACUUUUUUUGAUUUGAACAAAACUUUGAGGAAGCUGAACAUGGCUUACAAUGAGCUUACAAGGAUCCCUGAAGCCUUGAAAACGUUGGUGUCUUUAGAAGUAUUAGAACUCAAUAACAACAAGAUAACAGAGUAAGUCAUCUCUCCACAUUAAAACAACUUUCAGAAUUAAUAACGACGACGUAGCCAAGUUUAAACCUACAUUGAAAAUAUUGAGACUUGAUUUCAAUUGUCUUCAAGAAGUCCACCCUGACAUAUUCGAUGGAAUGCAAAGAAUAGAAACCCUCGACUUGUCAAAUAACCAGAUAAGACACUUGGGAAAGAUGGCUUUUGGUACUACAAAUGGUGCUGCUGGCAGUCUUAAGCAACUGAAUCUAGCAGGAAACAAACUAGAGCACUUGACAGAUGCUGGGAUAUUCUUCUACUUCACUACACUGCACUACCUCAACCUCAGCUAUAACCGACUAACUAACAUAACCAGCGACGCCUUAGGCCGACUGUCAGCUUUGAAGGUUAUUGAAUUGAAAGUAAGUCAUAAAAUGAAUUUGUAUUAUAAGGUUAAAAAAUACAAUGACCGAAACACUUUUAGGGUAACAAACUAAGCGAAUAUCCCAAGACCUCGAUGUACAACCUGAAACAACUUAGAAGUAUACAACUCUCAAGAAAUUUGAUAGACGAACUGCCAGUCCAACUACUUGAACAUAACCGAGAAGUGACUGAGCUGAACCUUAAAGGAAACAAUAUUAAGACCAUAAACGACCAGUCAUUCCACAAGUCAGUGUCGCAAAACUUAAAGUGGAUAGACUUGUCCCAUAACCGGAUAGAAGAAAUUGGCACAGAUGCAUUCGAAGGCCUACCUGCUUUGUCACACGUCGACCUCAACACUAACCAGCUACUUCAUUUAAACCCACAAGUAUGUCAUGUCCCACCAUGUGUUAUAGCAAAACAGAUACAUAAUGUAUUCAUUGUUGUUUUAGUUAACUUUUAUUUUUCAGACUUUCAAUCAGCUACCCCAACUCAAAUCCUUGAAUUUGGAGAACAAUCAGAUAAAUGUUAUCCAUGACUUUGCCUUCAACCAACUACCAACGUUAAGCCAUCUGAAUCUUGGCUUCAACCAAAUCGAAUCUUUUAGUGAAAACUCGUUUCAAAAUGUGUCGCAAUUAGAGAAGCUUUCCGUAUCCCAUAACAAUUUGAGAACAUUUGACUUCAAUUUCUUAAAUAAUGACAUACAAAAACUGACAGUCCUAGACCUCAGUCACAAUCAACUGUCCUAUAUAGACCUGAUGACAAGCCAACACAAGCUACAACACCUGUCGCUGAAGCACAAUGAGUUUGAAUUUAUAAACAAUCAACUAUUCUCAACUUCUUUGUACUUGAAAACCAUCGACCUGUCGAUGAAUUCCAUAAUCGAGAUACACGUCGAGGCAUUUCAGAAAGCAACAUACUUAAAACACAUAUUUUUAACUGACAACAGGCUGACAAACAUUUGGAGAGACACAUUUGCUAACCAGGCAAGUUACUUACAGUCGCUUAAGACUUUUCUGUCAACUAAUAUAAUAGAUAGGUUAAUUUUAUAAUAAAUUUUAAACUAAAAAAAGUAUUUUAGAAGAAAAUCGAGCUGCUGGACCUGUCACACAACUUCAUAACAAAUGUUGAAGCUGGUGUAUUCGGUCGAAACAACGUAGCCAAUAUUAACCUUUCCUUCAACAACCUCAGUUCCAUCCCAACAAAAGCUUUGUCAUCUGUCCCAUCUAGUCUACUGACUCUAGAGUUGUCUCAUAACUCCAUAAGAUCAGUCGAAAGAAACGACUUCUUAGAGUUGACGACUCUGGAAACCUUGAUUAUUUCGAAUAAUCGAAUCGAAAUCAUCGAAGCCAACGCUUUUGCUCAACUGUCGCGAUUAAGAAAGCUGGACUUGAGCGGAAAUCCUAUAACAACAUGGCAUCCUCAAGCUCUUAAUGUAGGUCGCUUGUAAAUAAACAAAUCCUGAUUUUAGAAAAUAAGCCCAUCUCUCGAAGAACUGAAUCUGGCGGCUACGGGAUUGUUUUCUUUCCCACGAAUACCGACGAAAAACUUGAUGAUAUUGAACAUCAGCCAGUAAGUGUUCUCUUCUGAAUAUCAUUUCGUUUCAGCAACAAGGUCUACGACAUUCAAAAAGAAGAAAUCGAAAGUAUUGGCAAUUUGCAAGUUCUCGACCUGUCAUACAACAACCUAGUAGCAGUCCACAACAAUAUUACGACGAAGUUGAAGAACCUCAGGAAACUCUACUUGAAUGGUAACCCUAUUCAGAAGUUUGAAAAUUACUUUUUCGAGCCUUUUUCGCGAAUGCAAACUCUGGAAUUGAGCAACAUGAAGGACCUCAAAUAUCUACCGUCUCCGAAACAAUUCUCUUAUCUAACCAAACUUCAGAAUUUGCACGUAAGUUCAAAAAUAACAAAAGCUAAACGAUAAAAUUAGUUGUACAAGAUUCCAGAUAAUGUGAUAUACAACCUCACAUCUAUUCUACUGUCUCUACCACCGCUGCAUACCCUCCACAUUCAAAUCAAUGGCCACACAUUAGACAACCAGCUAGCAGAAGUAGAUUCAAGACUACUCAACGAACUCAUGUUGACAGGAAGUUCGCUAAAGGUCAUCAAUUCUCACUUACUUUCCAAAAUCAAGCGAUUUAGACUACAUCUAAUGAUAAAACACACCUCGCUCAGCUUUAUACCGUCCAACUUCUUCUCUCACCUCAAAGGAAUCAGGUAUCUUUCAUUAACUCUACCUAACAACCAGAUAGAGACAAUGUCAGAACUAUUCAAACACGGAAGUCCACCUGUUUUAAACAGUCAUGGUACCAUACUUGAACACCUUGAUAUCAGCGUAAGUACUUCAAAAAAACUUAAUUUCAUCAAAAUUUAGUUUAUGAUCAAAAAUCUAUUAUCGCAAAUCGUAUCCCUACUUUCAGGAAAACCCUUUGACCUGCGAUUGUCGCAUGAAAUUCUUAAACAGUUGGAUCUACUAUACCCGCGAAGAGUUAAAGUCAUGGCCUACAGUAAAACAAGCAUUGAAGAACACAAAAUGCCUGAACUACAACAACAACUCAGAUUCAUUGUGGACCUUGUAUGACCUUACACGAACCGACCAUCCCAGAGAAAACGACAACUUCGAAGAAAGAUCAAAGAAUUCAAAGCCACAUUUCUCUGAGAAACCUUCACCGCCAUUGUAUUGCCAUGAAAACGGCAAAGAAAACAAAAUUUCCCAACUGUUUUCAUCAACUUCUGCCAGUACCUUUACACGCUUAUUACUUUUAAUAACCAUGGCUUUUGGUUUCCUCAGUUAG